AUUUGACUUUUUUAAUAUAAAUUUUAUUUUGUUUUUAAUAACUUUCAAAUACUAUUAAUGGUGAUAUGUAUUCAGCAUAUACAUUAUUAUUAUUAUUAUUAUUUUAAAAUUGUAUAUGUAUAGUAUUACAUUUAUUUUCAUUAAAGCCGGCCACUAAAUUAUUUAAAUUAAAACUAUAAAAGUCUAUCUCAAUUGAAUUAAAUUAGGUCAUUUCUUCUCUUUUAUUCAAAAAUAUAUUUCAUAAAUAUCUUUUUAAAUGCAUAAUAUUUGCUUAGCUAGCACCAGCCUUGACGUUUAUUUAAAACUUAUUAUGUGCUUGAUCAAAAGAUGCAUUGAGCAUUCAUUGAAGCCUAUUCAAAGCUUGUUUGUGAUGAAGAUGAUUCGACCAAGGUACAAAAUGUUUUCACGACACACUAAAAGUAUAAAAGCAAAGAUUCCGUCACACUACUUUCUACAAAUUACAUUCAUCUGCAUGUUCCACGCAACAUGCUCUAUAAUUGUCUAUGUACAAGUUGUAUCACUAAUACAUGUGGGUGGAAGAAACUAUAGCCAUGUAUUGUGCUCUCUCUUUUAUUGUUCGCCACUAACCAUUAAAGUUAUUGGAUGCCAAUUGGUUCUAUUGGUGAAAAUUUCAAAGCAAGAUUUCAUUUUCCUACCACUAAACUUUGGAUGUUCUGUGCAAUAUGCGCAAGUUGAAGUAACUUUUUUGUUUUAUAAUAUUAUACAACUUUUAAAUUGCUUAAUUUUCUACAUUAUUGGAGGUCUAACGAAAGACCUCUGAAUUGACUUGGCUCAUGCUAACCACUCAGAACUCAUAUUAUUUCCACUUCUUUGAAUUAUCUUCAACACACAUUGAAGCUUCAUCGAUUCCUGAGCAAAGGUUUGGAAAUGGCAGGAACCAAUUCUUCAAUCAUCUCCAAUGUAUUAUCUUCGUUGAAAAGAUUAUCUCAUUUUAUGCUUCCUUCUUUUUCACUGGUCUCAUCCUCCUCAUCCAUACUAGGAAAAGAUGCAACAAUUGCUGAAGUAAAUUCAAUCCAUGAAAGAUUAAUGAUGGAUUUGAGCCGAUUAUCAAGGAUGCUGCAAAGAAUUCAGGCAUUGCUUCAUGACGCAGAAGAGAGAGAGGUCUGUGACAAGCAAAUCCAGCACUGGCUCUACGAGCUUAGAGAAGUUUCUUAUGAUGUCGAAGACAUCUUAGAUCAAUAUGAUUAUCAAGUAAUCGAAACACAAGUGGAAGAAAUGACAACAACAGUAGAAACAAAGACUUCUCUAAAGAUGAAACAAGAAGAUGAUAAUGAUGAUAUUUAUGGCUACCAGCCAUCCCUAUCUUCCAACAAUUCAAUAAAAAUUCCCAUUUCUUGCGAUAUGGCCAUGAGGAUCAUUGACAUCAUAAAGAAAUUUGAUGAGAUUGCAAAUGAUAGAAAAGCACUUGCUCUUACAACGGAGGAUGCACCCAGGAGACCCUGCUUAGAUGAUGUUCUGAAGAGGCCAUCGAGUAGUGCUCUUGUGGAUGACUCUAAUGUUUUUGGAAGGGAAGAUGAAAAGAGAAAGAUAAUUGAAUUAUUAAUGUCUCAUUCUGACAGGGAGAACUCCAUAAUUCCCAUUGUUGGCAUGGGGGGUGUUGGAAAGACGACACUGGCUCAACUUAUAUACAAUGAUCCCACGGUAUGCCAACAUUUCAGCCCAAAGAUAUGGGUCUAUGUCUCCGAAGAAUUUGAUGUUCUGAGAAUAACAAAAGAAAUUAUAACAUCUAUUGUGGGUUCGUCAAGAUACAAUGAUAAUAACAACUUGAAUGAUCUUCAAUGCAUUCUCAAGGAGGCUCUAUCGGAGAAAAGAUUUCUACUUAUUCUUGAUGACAUCUGGAAUGAGAAACCACAUAUGUGGGAAGCCUUACAAGCCCCCUUUUCUGGUAAUGAAAUUGGAAAGAUUAUCGUAACCACUCGUUCCAUGUCAGUUGCUUGUAUCAUGCAAACAGUUCCUCCAUUUGAGCUUGGAUGCUUGGAUGAAGAGAAAUCAUGGUUAUUGUUCCAAAGAUAUGCUUUUUGUGGUUGGGAACUUGAUCAACAACAAAAUUUUGAACAAAUUGGGAGAGGAAUUACUAAGAAAUGUGGUAGAUUGCCUUUGGCUUUAAAAGUGAUUGGAGGAUUUCUACGAUACGAAGUUAGGGAGCAGGUGUGGAUGGAUGUGUUAUGCAAUAAUCUGUGGGAGUUGGAGAGGGCCAAAGAUCUUAUUUUACCAGCGCUAAGGAUAAGCUACAAUCACUUACCAACGUAUCUUAAACCAUGCUUUCUUUAUGCAUCUUUGUUCCCAAAGGGUCACUAUUUUACACAAGUAGAAUUGACAAGAAUGUGGAUAGCGCAAGGUUACAUUCAACUUAUGGGAACAAAAAGAUUAUUGGAAGAUAUUGCAUUUGAAUUCUUUGAAGACUUGGUGAGAAGAUCUUUCUUUCAAUGCACAAAAUAUGAUAAGUUGUUCACUUUGCAUGAUAUGGUGCAUGAUUUAGCAAGAUCUAUAACUAGAAAUGAGACAUGUUCUUUGUUAAAUUUUGAUGAAAUGAAGAACAUCAAUGAAAAAGCAAAGCAUAUUUUUAUACAGCAUGUUAUGGUAGAUCGUGCUCUUUUGUUUGGGGCUAUAAGAACAUUUUAUAAUGUUGGACCAUUUCCUUAUUCUUCUUCCAUCAAGCUUUAUCCAUGUACAUUUAUUAAGGAGUCAUUAUCUAGUUUGGGAUGCUUGCGUGUUUUGGUAUUUGAUGCACCUGAAUUUGAAUGCAAUAUUCAAUUUACAGAUUUGAUAGGUAACUUGAGGCAGCUUCGUUACCUCUUUAUUCAUGCACGAACAAUCCAACUAGCAGAGUACUCAUUAUGCAGUCUUUAUAAGUUGCAAACACUACAACUCGGAUCAUUUUAUUUAAAUAUGCUACCUAGUGCAAUUGAAAAACUCAUCAACCUACGUCACCUGGUGAUACAUUGUCAUGAUAUAGAAAUGUUACCAAAAUCAAUCGGCCAACUUCAAAAUCUCUUAACUUUGAUUAUUGAUUUCUUUCAUAAGGAUGUCAUUUCUUAUGAUAUGGAGAACUUAAAAAGUCAUUUGAAUCUACCUCACUAUUACUCAAGAAGAGAUGGCCAACAUUCUUGCAUUGGAUGGCUGAAACCUUUGAUAAAUGUGCGAGGAAGUCUAAAUAUUUAUGGGCUUCAGAAUGUGGUUAGUCCUGAAGAUGCGAAGAGUGCAAAUUUGCAUAGCAAGCCUCACAUCAAGAGCUUAACACUAUCCUGGAGAAAUAAUAAGGUAGAUGAUGAAUGCAACAAGCGAGAAAAAGCUAUUCUUGAUAACCUCCAACCCCACACCAACCUUGAAGAGUUGACCAUACAUGGCUAUAGUGGUAACAACUUCCCAACUUGGUUUGGAAAUCCUCACUUUUCCAAUUUGGCGAAAGUAAGAUUGAUAGAUUUCAAUAACAACGAAGAAUGGAGGUUCUUCCCUCUAUCCGGUUUACCAUCUCUUAGAUCACUUGAAAUAACCAAUAUUGAGGGGAUAUGGAGAAUGGGGCAAGAUUUUUGGUAUCAUAAUGUCCCUUCUAAUGGUCAUGAGAAUUAUUCUACGGAUGUACAUGUGGACUUUCAUUCCUUUGAAUAUUUGAAAAAUAAAGGUAUGCAUGAAUGGAAAGAGUGGCCAACUGAGAAGAAUGGAUAUUUCUCAAGCCUUAAACAUUUACGUAUAUUUCACUGCCAAAAUCUUGAGCUAAUAUCAACCCUCCCAUCAAAUCUUGUGGAAUUUGAGGUGCAAUCCUGCGACGAACUUGAAUAUAUGGCUCUUCAUGAUAGCUUCGGACCUCUUUUAGGACUUCAGAAAGUGAUAAUAACUAAUUGUCGUCUUCUCAAAUCAGUGAAAGGCUUGAAUAAUCUUCUUGGUACUCUUAAAAAUUUAAAAUUAUGUCAUUGCUACCUGCUCCACCAUCAUCAAGAUGAAUGCAACCACCAUUCUCAUACAAGUCUUUCAUGUAAAAAAGAUAUGGCAUAUGUAAUUAACUGUCCAAUGAUGGAAGAGUGGUGCCAAUGGCAUGGUUUCACCUAUGGAGAUAAGGAUCAGCAUGGUCGCCUUUUGGAUUUAGUAGCACAUGUGGCCUUUGAAGAGCAAUUGGAAUGGGAUCCAUAACACUACAACUGUUGGGUAGCUCAGAUGAAUUGGUGAGGUCACAACAAGGGUUCCUUAGAUCCAUGAGGUUGAAGGAACGAGGAGAAAGCUCCAGAAGAGUAGAAAUGAAGACGGAGAAGAUGCUAAAUGU
Molecule: messenger RNA, 4279 nt
Organism: Dendrobium catenatum
Lineage: Eukaryota; Viridiplantae; Streptophyta; Magnoliopsida; Asparagales; Orchidaceae
Product: putative disease resistance protein RGA1
Exons: 4
Coding region: 889-4149 (1086 amino acids)
Biological process (GO): defense response to other organism
Molecular function (GO): ADP binding
Source: RefSeq, a predicted model, not a curated record